Molecule: messenger RNA, 2223 nt
Organism: Pipistrellus nathusii (Nathusius's pipistrelle)
Lineage: Eukaryota; Metazoa; Chordata; Mammalia; Chiroptera; Vespertilionidae
Source: the annotation of a GenBank genome assembly
AUGGCGGAGUCGGAGCCCCUCCUGAGCCGGGCCCGCGGCAGCAAUGGGCGCGACUGCCCGGCCGGCUCGCUCGAUUGCGUCCAAGUCGGCCCUGGCGCCGAGGCCCGGCGGGACCUGUGCUUCGAGCAGGCGGUGAUCUUCAUUGAAGACGCGAUCCAGUAUCGCUCCAUUAACCACCGCAUGGACACCAGGUCGAUGUGGCUGUACCGGUGGUAUUACUCGGACACUUUCCAGUGGAUUUUGGGCUUCAUCAUUUUCUUGAUCCUGUUUUUGGCUUUUAUUGAGACCCCUUCCUCGUUCACCCGCACCUCGGACGUCCGCUACCGCUCCAAGCCCUGGAACCCGCCCUGCGGGCUGACGGAGAGCAUCGAGGCCCUCUGCCUGCUGGGCUUCGCCACCGACCUCUCCGUGAAGAGCUACCUGGUUGGGUGGCCCCAGUUCCGGAAGAGCCUGUGGCUGGUAGCCUACCUUGUGGUGCUGGUCGUGUCUUUCGUGGACUGGAUGGUGUCGCUGAGUCUCGUCUGCCAGGAGCCCCUGCGGCUGCGCCGGCUGCUGCGGCCCUUCUUCCUGCUGCAGAACUCCUCCAUGAUGAAGAAGAUGCUCAAGUGCAUCCGGUGGUCGCUGCCGGAAAUGGCCAGCGUGGUGCUGCUGCUGGCGCUGCACCUGUGCGUCUUCACCAUGCUCGGCAUGCUGCUCUUCACAGGCGAGAAGCAGGACGAUGGGCAGGACCGGGAGAGGCUGAUCUACUUCCGCAACCUGGCGGAGUCCCUGACCUCGCUCCUGGUGCUGCUGACCACUGCCAACAACCCUGACGUCAUGGUCCCUGCGUAUUCCAAGAAUCGGGCCUUUGCCAUCUUCUUCAUCGUUUUCACGCUGAUCGGAAGCUUGUUUCUGAUGAACCUGCUGACGGCCAUCAUCUACAAUCAGUUCCGGGGCUACCUGCUGAAAUCCAUCCAGGCCUCACUGUUCCGGAAGCGUCUGGGGACCCGGGCUGCCUACGAGGUCCUGUCCUGGACGGCCAAGGGAGAAGGCGGCCCUCAGGGAGUUGGGGUGAGGGCCCAGGACCUCCUGCACGUGCUUCAGAAAGUCCAGGCCAGCAGCACCCACAAGCAGGCCGUCAUGGAGCAGGUGCGUGCCCGUGGCGAUGGCCUGCUGUCGGCUGACGAGUUUCAGAAGCUGUUCAGUGAGUUUGACAAAAGUCUGACGAAGGAGCACCCGCCGCCGCCCGAGUACCAGUCCCCGUUCCUGCGGAGCGCCCAGUUCCUGUUUGGACACCCCUACUUCGACUACCUGGGGAACUUCUUCGUCCUGGCGAACCUCGUGUCCAUUUGUGUGUUCCUGGUGCACGACGCAGGCAUCCUGCCCCAAGACCGGGACGACUUUGUGCUGGGGAUCCUCAACUGCGUCUUCAUCCUGUACUACCUGGCGGAGAUGCUGCUCAAGGUGUUCGCGCUGGGGCUGCCCGGCUACCUGUCCUACCCCAGCAACGUGUUCGACGGCCUCCUCACCGUCAUCCUGCUGGUUCUGGAGAUCUCAACUCUGGCUGUGUACCGAUUCCCACACCCAGGCUGGAAGCCGGAGAUGCGGGGGCUGCUGUCGCUGUGGGACAUGGUGCGCCUGGUGAACAUGCUCAUCGUGUUCCGGUUCCUGCGCAUCAUCCCCAGCAUGAAGCUGAUGGCCGUGGUGGCCAGCACCAUCCUGGGCCUGAUCAGAAACAUGCGGGCUUUCGGCGGGAUCCUGGUGGUGGUGUACUACGUCUUUGCCAUCGUUGGCAUCAACCUGUUCCAGGGAGUCAUUGUGGCUCCUGGGAACAACAGCCUGGCCCCUAACGGCUCGGCGCCCUGCGGCAGCUACGAGCAGCUGGACUACUGGGCCAACAACUUCGACGACUUCGCGGCUGCCCUGGUCACGCUGUGGAACGUGAUGGUCGUGAACAACUGGCAGGUGUUCCUGGACGCCUAUCAGCGCUACUCCGGCCCGUGGUCCAAGAUCUACUUCGUGUUGUGGUGGCUGGUGUCGUCCGUCAUCUGGAUCAACCUGUUCCUGGCUCUGAUUCUGGAGAACUUCCUUCACAAGUGGGACCGCCGAGGCGACCUGCAGUCCCUCUCCGGGGACGAGAUAACCACAGUGGACCUCUUGUUCAGGGAGGUCCUGGAGGAGCCGACGGAGGAGGAGCUGAUGGCGAAGCUGCGGCAUCACCCCCACCUGCAGCUGUGCAGGUGA